Molecule: messenger RNA, 3096 nt
Organism: Miniopterus natalensis
Lineage: Eukaryota; Metazoa; Chordata; Mammalia; Chiroptera; Miniopteridae
Gene: COG4
Product: component of oligomeric golgi complex 4
Biological process (GO): Golgi organization; retrograde vesicle-mediated transport, Golgi to endoplasmic reticulum
Cellular component (GO): COG complex
Source: RefSeq, a predicted model, not a curated record
ACGGAAUGGGAACAAAGAUGGCGGACCUCAGUUCCCCUCAGAAGCUGUUAGGGGUGUCUCAGCCGCCUGAGGGAGUGGGAGGAGGCCGUUGCUCCGAAAUCUCCACCGAGCUCAUUCGCUCCCUGACGGAGCUGCAGGAGCUGGAGGCUGUGUACGAACGGCUCUGCGGCGAGGAGAAAGUGGUGGAAAGAGAGCUGGAUGCUCUUUUGGAACAGCAAAACACCAUUGAAAGUAAAAUGGUCACUCUCCAUCGAAUGGGUCCCAACCUGCAACUGAUUGAAGGUGAUGCAAAGCAGCUAGCUGGAAUGAUCACCUUUACCUGCAACCUAGCUGAGAAUGUGUCCAGCAAAGUUCGUCAGCUUGACCUGGCCAAGAACCGCCUCUAUCAAGCUAUUCAAAGAGCUGAUGAUAUCUUAGACCUGAAGUUCUGCAUGGAUGGAGUUCAGACUGCUUUGAGGAAUGAAGAUUAUGAGCAGGCUGCGGCCCACAUUCAUCGCUACUUGUGCCUAGACAAAUCAGUCAUCGAGCUCAGCCGACAGGGCAAAGAAGGGAGCAUGAUUGAUGCCAACCUGAAAUUGCUGCAGGAAGCUGAACAGCGUCUCAAAACCAUUGUAACAGAGAAGUUUGCUAUUGCUACUAAGGAAGGGGAUCUGCCCCAGGUGGAGCGCUUCUUCAAGAUCUUUCCGCUACUGGGUUUGCAUGAGGAGGGAUUAAGCAAGUUCUCAGAAUACCUUUGCAAGCAGGUGGCCAAUAAAGCUGAGGAGAAUCUGCUAUUGGUACUAGGGACAGACAUGAGUGAUCGAAGAGCUGCAAUCAUCUUUGCAGAUACACUCACUCUCCUUUUUGAAGGGAUUGCCCGCAUUGUGGAAACUCACCAACCAAUAGUGGAAACCUAUUAUGGGCCAGGGAGACUUUAUACCCUGAUAAAAUAUCUGCAGGUGGAGUGUGACAGACAGGUGGAGAAGGUGGUAGAAAAGUUCAUCAAGCAGAGGAACUACCACCAGCAGUUCCGGCAUAUCCAGAACAACUUGAGAAAUUCUGCAACAGAAAAAAUAGAACCAAGGGAACUGGACCCCAUUUUGACUGAAGUCACCCUGAUGAAUGCCCGCAGUGAGUUGUAUUUAAGCUUCCUCAGGAAGAGGAUCAGCUCUGAUUUUGAGGUGGGGGACUCCGUGGCCUCAGAAGAAGUAAAGCAAGAACACCAGAAGUGUCUGGACAAACUCCUCAAUAAUUGCCUAUUGAGCUGCACCAUGCAGGAGCUAAUUGGCUUAUACAUUACCAUGGAAGAGUACUUCAUGAGGGAGACUGUGAAUAAGGCUGUGGCUCUGGACACUUAUGAGAAGGGCCAGCUGACAUCCAGCAUGGUGGACGAUGUCUUCUACAUUGUUAAGAAGUGCAUUGGACGGGCUCUUUCCAGCUCCAGCAUUGACUGUCUCUGUGCCAUGAUCAACCUUGCCACCACAGAAUUAGAGUCUGACUUCAGGGACGUUCUGUGUAACAAGCUACGGAUAGGCUUCCCGGCCACCACCUUACAGGACAUCCAGCGUGGGGUGACAAGUGCCGUGAACAUCAUGCACAGCAGCCUCCAGCAGGGCAAAUUUGACACAAAAGGCAUUGAGAGCACUGAUGAGGCCAAGCUGUCCUUUCUGGUGACUCUGAACAACGUGGAAAUCUGCAGUGAAAACAUCUCUACUCUGAAGAAGACGCUGGAGAGCGACUGUACCAAGCUGUUCAGCCAGGGCAUUGGAGGGGAGCAGGCCCAGGCCAAGUUUGACAGCUGCCUUUCUGACUUGGCUGCCGUGUCCAACAAAUUCAGAGACCUCUUGCAGGAAGGGCUGACAGAGCUAAACAACACAGUAAUCAAGCCGCAGGUGCAGCCUUGGAUCAACACCUUUCUCUCUGUUUCCCACAACAUCGAGGAGGAAGAAUUCAAUGACUAUGAGGCCAAUGACCCUUGGGUGCAACAAUUCAUCCUCAACCUGGAGCAGCAAAUGGCAGAGUUCAAGGCCAGCCUGUCUCCAGUCAUCUAUGACAAUCUGACCAGCCUCAUGACUAGCUUUGUUGCAGUUGAAUUGGAGAGAGUGGUGCUGAAGUCCACCUUCAACCGGCUGGGCGGUCUGCAGUUUGACAAGGAGCUGAGGUCACUCAUUGCCUACCUUACCACGGUAACCACCUGGACCAUCCGAGACAAGUUUGCCCGCCUCUCCCAGAUGGCUACAGUUCUCAAUCUAGAGCGGGUGACUGAGAUUCUAGAUUACUGGGGAGCCAACUCUGGCCCACUGACAUGGCGCCUCACCCCUGCUGAAGUACGCCAGGUGUUGGCUCUGCGUAUAGACUUCCGCAGCGAGGACAUCAAGAGGCUGCGCCUAUAGCUGCCAGGGUGAGCCCAGCUGGCCCAUCUUACUCCAGGGCCCAUUCCCUAAGUGGCCACAGCCAAGGAGCUAAGCAAGGCUCUCCGGCAUGAGGAGAGUUCUAACAGCCCAGACCGUUCCUCCAUUAGCAGCAGGGAAACAAGGCAUUGACUAUCCAUUCUCUGCACUCAGACCUAGCUGGGUGAUGCUUUGAGAGCAACCCUUUCUCACCAAGAGGUGAGUGCCCUAGCUCCUAAUUAGGUGGGCAAGUCAACGCAGGCCAGCCUUCUGCGUGGUGGUCGUGCUCUCAUCCCUAGACACUGCAGCAAACAGACUGCCUCUCUGCCAGCCUUAAAGGAUUUGGGUGCAUCUGGGGACCUAGGGAAUUAGGUUUACUCCAAAAAGACGAUAUAAUGUUUAUGACCAUCCUGAUUAAAGAGACUCCUUGGAGAGAUGCCAGUGUGCUGUUGUCAGGGAGGGCUGGGUGCUACAGGGCAAGACAGGUCUACCAGUUGCAUUGACAUGUGAAGGCAAAAGCCUAAAGCCUCAGCUCCCCCACACCUGGAGUGGCACAUAGCUACUGCCAGGACACACUUUAUAGCUGGUGGCUCAUCCAACCCUGGAACCUAAUCCCCUUCCUGGGCCAUCAGCACCAGAAGCUGGAUCAUCCCCAGGGCAGUUUCCCACAGUGCCAGGGGAGAUGGGAAUUCCUCCCGGCAGGAAUAAAAGAGCUUUAUGAGGACAA